Messenger RNA from Strongylus vulgaris, 1053 nucleotides. Lineage: Eukaryota; Metazoa; Nematoda; Chromadorea; Rhabditida; Strongylidae. The record is from the annotation of a GenBank genome assembly.
AUGAAAUUAAGAACCAUGAACGCUAAGACUGUCGCCUACACAUCUAUUGCGCUUUCUAUUGGGGCGACUGUGAUGAUCGCCCUGUUCGCAUCACGCUUAUCCAGUGUGCUUGGAGAGAUUUCUGAAGAAAUGGAGAGGGAUAUGAACGAGUUUAAGGAGAUGGAAAAGCAGGCAACGUGCGUUUCUUGCAAACAGUGUUUUAUUGACUUCUGUGGCCAACAAGCUGUAACAGGCCUACGUCCAGUUUUGCCGGCGCUAUUGAUAAUCCACGUUCGUGUUGGCCGUGCAGCAAGGAGAAGACCAACACAACGCCGUUAUCGCCAGACCGGUGGAGAAUGUCAAUGUCGCCAAGACAGCAACUGUCCUCGAGGUCCUCCUGGAACACCGGGUUUGCCUGGAGAGGAUGGGACUCCAGGACAGCCCGGAUUGCGUGGAGCACCAGGGCUACGUGGUAACUUCCCCGCAGUUGCGAUGGAUUCACGUGGACAGUGCAGAGCUUGUCCGAAUGGACCGCCUGGACCGCCAGGACCUCCAGGACUACCUGGACUACCGGGUGCUCCUGGGCCAAGCGGCGACUCUCUCUCAUCUGGCACACCCGGCUCACCGGGACUCCCAGGGCAAGCGGGUUUACCCGGAGAAGGUGGUCGCCCAGGUCAACCAGGACCUGCUGGAGAUCGUGGUCAGAAUGGAACUCAAGGCAGCAAAGGACCACCUGGUCCAGCAGGCCAACCCGGUUCUCCUGGAGAAAACGGAGCUCCUGGUAUGCCAGGACCACCUGGCCAGGAGCCCCCAGGUGCAGUACCUGGACCACCUGGUCCUCCUGGUGCACCCGGAGCCCCCGGAGUACCCGGUAUUCCUGGUGGUCCCGGCGGGGCCGGAACUGUUGGAAAGGAUGCGAAUUAUUGUCCUUGCCCACGUCGUGAUCGCGUUCGUGCACGUACUGGAAAGAAAAAGUCAAACCCACAUGGAGAGUGCAGAAAUUCCGAAAUUAAUGGUCAGAAGACUAUAUUAACUGACUCUUCUACAGAAAUUGCUUCAUUUGGGAUUAUGUAG